CAACGCACAUACACUACGGCACGCACAUAUGCUCGCCAUAACAGCACAGCAUAGCAGCGUGAGCGCGCAUCACUUCCUGUGCAAGUGUGUGCAUGCUGGGCGCUUUCAACUCUGACUGGACAACCGUCGGAGUCGACGAAGUCAGGCAAAUAGACAAGAGUAACGGAAUAUCUGGGGGAAUACUCCACCAAACUGUCCGUGUUUAACCAGAUACUGACUCCUGUCAUUGCAAUAGCUGGCGUUGGACGGGGUGUUGGACCCUCCCCCUGCACAGCGACAGAAUGAGACAAUAGCUGGGGGUUUGGAUGAUAUCCCUCCCCCUCCUCUUUGUUUCCCCCUCCUACAUAUCCAAGACGCAUAUACAUACUCACUAUCUUACACCAACACACUACAAAACAGUACCCUGGACCUCUCUGGCCCCCAUGCUUUACUUUGUAGGGGCCAUGAGACUUUUACAGGGCUGCUGCUGUUUUUGAGAACCCUUUGGGAACAAAACAAUCAAUUUCCUCUCAGCAAGUUGACGCAUCCUUCCGGUGCCUACGGCUUUGGUGGAGCUUGACGGGAUCUCAGUAGAUCAUUGAAUCAUGAAAACACCAGAGGACCACUGGGAGCUUACAUUUGGAGUUGUACAUUAAUAGGCUAAAGACUGCCAGUGAGGAAAUCAAAUCUAAUUCAACCUGCAGCAGGUCUGAACGUCUUUGAGAAGAUAUGAUACCUCUCCUUAGCCAAUUCAUCCACCACAUCUGAAGUGCCUUGUAUUCCAUCAAACUGUUUUUUUACCUCUUCUCCACAUAUCUGAUCUAAUCCUUAAGAUUCAUUUGUUUACAUCUCCAGGCCUUAUAGCUUUCCAAGACAUAUCUGUUUAUUUGUUUGUUUCUGUUUGCGUGCAUAAGAGUCGCAAUCGGACGUAUCUGAGAUACGAGGAAUGAGACCACCGUAGCGUUCUGUUACUCAAACUUGUCAACCCAAACUCACUCAGACUGUUCAUCUGACUGUCAAACUUGGUGCAGUACUUCCACUUUACGGUUCCGUCACCAUGUACACGCUGCAGUCCAAAUGGCGUUACCUGAUCAUGUUCUUGGGUGUCCAGUUAGUGGUCAUGGCUCUUCUCUCCAGAGAGGGCUAUCAGAAAAGAGUGUCAUAUUUUUUCCGAAUUUUCCGUAAGCCUGAUUCUACAACGGGACAUGCAGUCGGGACACGCAACCACACGGAUGUGUAUGCCAACCUCUCCCUUUUAGGCCCUCCUGUUAAUAAAGAGGACAUGCCCUACUGCCCGAAGCAGUCUCCACUGAUUGGCGGACCUAUUCAUGUCACUUUCCCCUCUGGGCUUACUCUUGCCGAGAUUGAGAGGAAGAAUACCCUUGUUGUCCGUGGGGGGCGCUACAGGCCACCAAACUGUGAGGCACGCCAUCGCACCGCAGUAAUCAUUCCCCACAGAAAUCGGGAGCACCACCUCAAGUUCCUCCUCUACUAUCUGCAUCCCUUCCUACAACGACAGCAGCUCAACUACGGCAUCUACAUCAUUCACCAGGCUGGUAAUUACACCUUUAACCGAGCAAAGUUGAUGAAUGUGGGAUUUCGUGAGGCCAUGAGGGAGGAGGAUUGGGACUGCCUCUUCUUUCAUGACGUGGACCUUAUUCCCGAGGACGACCGUAACACCUACGCCUGCGACGCUCACCCAAAACACGCCGCCAUUGCCAUGGACAAAUUUGGCUACAAACUGCCUUAUAAGAUGUAUUUUGGAGGAGUGUCGGCUCUGACCCCUGAGCAUUACCUCAAGAUGAACGGGUUCCCAAACAAUUACUGGGGCUGGGGUGGUGAGGACGACGACAUCGGCAUCCGGGUCUCGCUCGGAGGAAUGGUGAUCAGUCGUCCGUCUCUAAACGUGGGCCGAUAUAAGAUGAUCAAACACAAGCAUGACAAAGGCAAUGAAGUGAAUCCCAAAAGGUUUAACAUGUUGGCUAAGACCCGGCACACAUGGAAAAAUGACGGUAUGAAUACGGUGGAUUAUGAGAUCGUGUCCCGGGAUUAUCAACCUCUUUUCACCAACAUCACAGUCAACAUUGGCACCGAGGCAGGGCUGCACCCGCCCAAUAAAAAGACUGAUUCUUAGCAUGCUCCCAGCAUUCUUGUGGAUCCCCGAGGCACAAAUCAUUGCCGGACUGCACAUGGCCAGUGAAUCCAGAGGACAUCAUGCCUUUACUGCACCACAGACUUAGUGGUCUCUCUCUCUCUCUCUCUCUCUCUCUCAUAUUUUCUAAAGUUUGACAUUUCGAUCCUGUGCUCACUGGUUCACUUUAUAAGUCAGGAUGCUGCAGAAACUGGUCCACAUAUUGACCACUUCGCAGAAUCGGUUUUGGACCACUCUGCAGGAAGGAUGUGUUUCCUGACGGACAGACUGUUCAAACGUCCUCUGUGCCCAUGGGCACCAUUUAUAAACCUCUUUUGCCUUAGAAUCAAGCUGCACUCUCUUUACAUUUCUUCCAUGACAAUUGAAACAUAGAUUCGGCCUCCCGUGGUAGGGUGAGGCUGACUUUUAGGUGAAGGGUAACAUUUAUUUUUUUUUUGCCAUGUGAUGGAAACAGUGUACGGCAUAAGCAACGUUGUUUUCUGCACUACUCUGUGAGUCAGGUGCAUUUCCUGUUCAGUAAAUGAGUACUUUUGGUUAUGUACUGUGUUGUUGUCCAGACAAAUGGAGUGAUAUUUUGUUAUAUAUCUUCCAUUUUUGGGUAACUCUCUCAGAACUGGGUUCUUUGGUAGUAAUAACCACUCUACAUAUACUGACGUUCUCCUUUUUGCCUUUGGUUGACUUAGUAAUAACGUUGGCAUUUAUAAUCAACGCGCUGCCUCUCAUUUUCAUGAAUUACUCAACACAUUGUAUUUGAUCCUUUUUUAUGAUUGGCUGGCUGCGUGCGGUGUUGUCAUUUGCUUUGGAUUAGUAAUAGUGUUGUUGAAUGUAGCUGCAUCUCUCUUCUUGGUCAGAGAAUGUCACGUCAUUGCAGAGUGCAUCACGGUGAUUCUGUUCGGGUUGGCUUUGUGAAGAGUUUAUGCUGCUUUUUCCUCAUGUUUCCAUUUGAGUCCAAUAUUUAUCAAAUUUUUGCCCAUUCAAAAGGCAUAAGUAAUACCAUUCUUCCGUAAAUUCUCCAUUUGAAUAAAAUGCCCUAAUAUUUGUAAAAAAAAAAAACAUUCUAAUUUGAAUGGAAAUGAAUUAACUUUAAAACCAUUAUGUAAAUUGUUGGAUUGAAUUGAAUGCAUUCAUGUUUGUAAAACAAUUUUUAGAUAACACUGUUAUGUUGACUUAACUUAAAGUGAUGAAACCUGUUGCCUUAAAAUGAUACGUGUAAUUGAAAAUUGUUUCACAUAACUUUAUUUUUUUUUUCAAUUAUGCAUGGUUUAUUUACUUAAUAAUUUUAAGGCAAUAGGUUUUCUCACUCUUUAAGUUGUCAGUAAAAUUGUUCCUUGAAUCAAAUGGACUGAGUUUUGUAAAACCGUUCUUACGCAAACUGACGCAUUAAAUUAAAAUCUCCUUUUCUCCUAACUAUUCUUGCGUAAAUUAGUAAAACCAUUCUUGCGUAAAUUGGUGCAACAAAUCGAAUGCUCCAACAAUCAUGAAUUAAAUGUAAGUUAAAUUCAUAAACCAUUUUUACAUUGAAUAUAAUGCAUGAAAAACCAUUCUUUAAAUUAUUGCAUUGUCAAAUGCGUCAAUAUUUGUUAAACCAAUCUUGCGUAAAUUGUUGCAUUUCAAAUUUAAUAUACAAAUGUUUGUAAAACCAAUUUUACAUAAAUAGCUGCAGUGAAUCAUAUAUGCGCUAUCAAUCAUAGAACCAUUCCUAUUAAACUAUCCCCUUAAAUUCCACGUGCCAAUGUUCACAAAACAUUCAACGCAAUCGAACAAUUUACACAUUUGUUGUUAUAUUUGUUCAUGACAACCAUCAUUGGCAAAAUAUGACAAAGAAAAAAAAGUUAAUUAUUGCUGACUGAAACUGCAAAACUGUUUAUGAAUUUAGGAAAAUAUCACUGCUAAAAUUUAGUCUAAAUCCUGGCCUUCACAUGUAAACCUUGUUUUUGCCAUGCCUCGUCUACCCUCUAAACGUCUCUCAUGGUGACGCGGACUCUGUGCUGAUCCAUUUGUUUCAAACUGAUCUGUGCAUAAAGGAAGGCAUACUUGCAUUUCAUAUUUGUGUUUGUGAGACUGAGAGAACUCGAUCAUAAAUUAUUUUUCCGAUUGCUGUUGUUCUCUGUGGGAAUGUGAAAGGUGGAGGUAUCGCUCCCCUCUUUACUCAUUUGUCUGCUGUUGGGAGCUUGUGAUGAGGCUUGUGAUGAAAAAUAAGUCAUUGGAUGUCAUUAAGGCAGAGAUACCAAAAAUUCAUAUCAUAAUUUUUUUUUUUUUUUUACAAGCAUGUUUUUUUUUCUUUUAUUGCUUAACUUCCUUUUUUCACAUUUGUUUUCUUAUUUUUUUUUUUACAAUUAAAAAAUGUUACAGUGGUCAUUAAUGGUCAGGUUAAUUAAAUCUGUUCCUUACCCAAGUGUGUUGGCUCAGAUAGAGUGUAAUGACUGUAAACAUUUGAUUUAUUUUGGGGUGGCCCGAGAUGUGUAUUGUUCACAUUGAGAAUUUAUAUUUGAUAAUUAUUCAGAUCAUCAUCAUAGAAGGUACUUUGAAAAAUCCUCAGAUCAGCCUUGAAUUGCAUAGUUUGCUAUCUACAGAUGACAGGCUGCACACUACUCAGGUGGGGUGAUGGAUUAGAUGUUUGUUUCGAAAUGUGCCUUACUGGGCAUCAGUUUUCUCCUGUUCUUCAGUGGGCAGUGCUCUGAAAAUGUUUAGGGUAUAUGUUUCUCUUUAAGCAGUCUGCACACUACUCAGCGGCCUUAUGAUGAUUUAAUAAAAUGUUAAUGUACUAAAUGG
Messenger RNA from Pimephales promelas (fathead minnow), 4903 nucleotides. Its product is annotated as beta-1,4-galactosyltransferase 3. Gene Ontology annotation, biological process: carbohydrate metabolic process. Gene Ontology annotation, molecular function: galactosyltransferase activity. NCBI's taxonomy places the organism in Eukaryota, Metazoa, Chordata, Actinopteri, Cypriniformes, Leuciscidae. The record is from RefSeq and is a predicted model, not a curated record. Gene Ontology annotation, cellular component: Golgi apparatus.